AUGGGCGUGCUGGACCUGCUUCCCCAUUGCGUCAGUGGUGUGUACAUGCUAUAUCAUUCCGACUUUGCCGAAUGGCAGUUUGGCAAAUUGAGUGCCCUCCGUGAAGCCGCACUCGCGCUUGAGGGCGGCUACGAGUACUACUACAUGGGCUACUAUAUCCACACGUGCACCAAGAUGAAGUACAAAGGCGACUACAAGCCACAACACGUUCUCGACCCAGAGUCGUAUGAGUGGCACCCAUUAGAUGGUGAACUGCGUAGCCUGCUCGACAAGAAAAAGUACGUGUCCUUGGCGAGGGAGCGGCGGAGACAAAAGGAACAAGAGUCUGGGGCAGACCAGACGGAAGGCGCAGACACUGCAGAACAAGACGACUAUUCAGACUAUCCCUUACUCUCGCCUACCGAGGCUGCAGACGCGUGGAUGAGCGGUAUGUCGCUUUUCGAUCUCAAGAUGCCAGGGGUGAUGACGGCCGAAGAGAUUGAAGAGAAGAUUGAUCUGGCUACAAUGCCGUUUCGCGCGGGUAACAGACUGGUAGAGCUUCAGGAUCUUGUAUCAUGGGACAGUAGUGAUUUGCGGGAUCCUCAUUCGAUUCGAGGCAUGGUUGGUGAGAUGGUGGCUUGCCGACCGAUCAAAAACCUUCCCGAGACGAUUACCGUCAGCGCCGAUGCCUCAACCGCUCAGAUCUUUGAGGAAAUUGCAAAAGCCUCGCGCUUCUCGAUCCACCGCCUACGCGUCACAAAGGGCAGCGAUGGGUCCCCAAUACCAAACACCAAGGAUGUCAAGGUGUACGACACCGGCUUGAGGAACAAGAGCGCCGUCGAUGUCAAGGACUUGGGACCACAGAUAUCAUGGCGAACCGUCUUCAUCGUCGAAUACCUCGGACCCCUCCUCAUCCAUCCGCUCAUCUACUUUGGCCGCCCUCUGAUCUACGGCACCUCUGCGCCCCCGUCGCAGCUCCAGACACUCACCCUGGCCAUGUGCGUCUUCCACUUUGCUAAGCGCGAGUUUGAGACGCUUUUUGUGCACCGCUUCUCGUCGGCUACCAUGCCCGCCAUGAACAUUGUGAAGAACAGCGGCCACUACUGGCUCCUUUCUGGCUUGAACCUGGCUUACUGGAGCUAUGGUCCAAACAGCCCCGCGGCAGGACGCCCAAAUCCUAUUCUCACAUACCUGGGCGUCGCCUUGUUUGCCAUUGGCGAGGUGUGCAACUACAGUACACACGUCACGCUGAAGAACCUGCGUCGUCCCGGCAGCACCGAACGCGGUAUCCCUCAGGGCUUGGGCUUCAACUUGGUAACAUGCCCCAACUACAUGUUUGAGUCGAUGGCGUGGCUCGGCGUGGCCCUGAUCAAUCGUAGCCUUUCCACGCUGCUCUUCAUUGUCAUUGCUGUUGGGCAGAUGGGUGUGUGGGCAUGGAAGAAGGAGAAGAGGUAUCGCAAGGAAUUUGGCGACAAGUACAAGCGCAAGAGGUACGCCAUUCUGCCGGGCAUCUGGUAA
Messenger RNA from Bipolaris victoriae FI3, 1497 nucleotides. RefSeq lists its product as hypothetical. The record is from RefSeq and is a predicted model, not a curated record. The transcript has 4 exons. Bases 1 to 1497 code for a protein of 498 amino acids. Gene Ontology annotation, biological process: very long-chain fatty acid biosynthetic process; protein arginylation. Gene Ontology annotation, molecular function: oxidoreductase activity, acting on the CH-CH group of donors; arginyl-tRNA--protein transferase activity. Lineage: Eukaryota; Fungi; Ascomycota; Dothideomycetes; Pleosporales; Pleosporaceae.